Arabidopsis thaliana (thale cress) is the source of this 2115-nucleotide messenger RNA. RefSeq lists its product as uncharacterized. The transcript has 8 exons. The record is from RefSeq and is marked reviewed. The coding region runs from base 110 to 1810 and encodes 566 amino acids. NCBI's taxonomy places the organism in Eukaryota, Viridiplantae, Streptophyta, Magnoliopsida, Brassicales, Brassicaceae.
AACAUCCACAAGCUAACCCACCUCCUUUCUUAUCAUUCCCUCCAAAAAUAAAAUAUUAAAGAAAAACCGCUCUCUCUCUCUCUCUCUCUCUCUUGACGAAGGUUCAACAAUGGCGGAAUCAAAUCAAAUCCCUCGGAAGAGAAUGCGAUUCUCGUCUUCUCCAGCUACAGAGAUCCUCCCUCAAAGAAAAUCACAAAACCAACGAAUCGCAACCACCGUAUCUCAAAGCAGAAACCGAUCUAGCGUCCAUCAUUCACCAUCACUCUAUCAAAAAAUCGAUUCUAAAAUCACACCUACGUAUCCACGAGCCACCAUCAAAGAUAUUCGUCUCCGACGCGUCUUCUCUCCAACUCCGAUCUCCACCGACUGCGAAUGUAACUGCAAAGAUAAAAAUCAAACCAAGAGACAAAAUCAUGAAUGUCUAUGCGACUGUGACAAUUCAAACAGUGAUGAUUUUGCACAAACGACGCCACCAGAUUCCGAAUUGUUAGCUAUCAGUGAAGAGAUCAAUGGAUCAGUAGUGAACAAAAGUGAUACUAAUCUCUGGAGAAAAUCGGUUCUUCUUCCAUGUUCUCGACCUAAGAUAUUCAAGAAUACUGGUCCUUUCAGCUAUAAGAGACUGCUUCCAUACUUGAUGCAAGCUUCAGAUGAUGGAACAUCAUCAUCAAGCCGGUGCUCAAAGUCUUUGAGUCAGAACAUCACUAAACCGGUUUCGCAGUCUAUGGACAGUGUCUAUGAUAAAGAUUCAACCGGAAGCUUCUGUAGAGACACCAGCCCUUUGAAGAGUGUUAUUGCAUCCACCCCUAACAAAAAUGCUGCAUUCUCUAGGGGUAAGCUAUUUAAGACACCAGGUUCUGUUAAUUACAGAAGAAUGCUUCCAUAUCUCAAAGAUAUUCAAGAGGAUAAUCCUUAUCCUCAAAAGAACACAGAGGAGGUUAUUUCAUCACCGAUGUUAAACUCUGAGUCUGAUAAUGAAGGGACACAGGAAGUGGUGACAUCAAAUGUUACUAGAGAAUCAGGUACAAGCUCUGAUGAAAACGAAGAGCCCCUUCCUUGUGAACGUGUACCUGUAAAUCUAGAACAGUCUGAUCCUGACAAGGAACAAGAAACACAGAUUAAGCAUGUCAUCCCAGAUACUGAAAAUAAUUUGGGCUCUGAGAUCCCAUUAUCAUCUCCUCUUGUUGGUUCAAGAAGUUCAAGUGAAGUUAAUUCAUCUGCAUUGCACAACACAUUUGUAGACAAUUUGGUGGGCGAAGAAAACAUGAAUGGUGCAGAGAUAACAGAAGCAAAGAUCAGUGCAGAGGAACUAGAGGCACAUAGUUCAGAUGCAACAGCUGAACUGGUUGACCCUUCUGUUAUAUUGGCAACUCCUUCCUCCUUUUCUCCCUCGAAAGGAAUUCUGAAAAGAAGUAUGAGAGGAUGUAGAGGGAUAUGCUCUUGUUUGAACUGCUCCUCCUUCCGUCUACACGCCGAAAGAGCAUUUGAAUUCUCAAGAAAUCAGUUACAAGAUACUGAAGUAAUGGUUUUGGAUCUAGUUGGAGAAAUAUCUCAUCUCAGGGAUUUGUUGGAGAAAUAUAAUUCAGCAGAUCACAGUGAACCCUACAAAAGUCAGGCUGGUGAAGCUUCGAAGAGAGCUUGUGAGGCUGCAGAGCUUGCAAAAAGCCGCCUCCACCAGAUGAACGAUGACCUUCAAAUUCACUACAGAAUCCCCAACGAACAACGAGCAAGAGUGAAAUUUGCUCAUUAUAUACACGAGAAGACGAUUGUAAAAGCAUCCGAACCUAACAAAUUGAUCAGUAGAUCACCCUGAAGCAACUAGGAUGGGUACUUUUUAAUGUCAUUAUCUGUCUCCAGAUUAUCCAGUUUCAUGCUCUUUUUUUUUUUUAAUUUUGAAAAGUGAAAGAGGUAUUACUAGCUGUCUUUUUCUUUUUGUCACCAUCCUAAACAUAGUAGAAGCAUAGAUCAAAGUGCCAUUAUACAUAUAGACCAUGUGAUCAUAUUUAUUACACUUUUUUUUUUCUUUUCAAAAACACACAUCUUGUUCUAUGUACAUACUCAAAGACUAUAAAAGCAAAACCUCCUGUGAUCUCUUAGCAAGUUGCAGAUAAAAACAAC